This is a messenger RNA of Cajanus cajan (pigeon pea), 1266 nucleotides long. Its product is annotated as cationic peroxidase 1. The record is from RefSeq and is a predicted model, not a curated record. NCBI's taxonomy places the organism in Eukaryota, Viridiplantae, Streptophyta, Magnoliopsida, Fabales, Fabaceae. Gene Ontology annotation, biological process: hydrogen peroxide catabolic process; response to oxidative stress. Gene Ontology annotation, molecular function: heme binding; peroxidase activity.
UCUUUAAACCUCUCUCCAUCUUGUAGCUACUACUUUGGCAAUGGCUUCAAGUUCUCACUCUAUGUCCUUUCCCACCUUUAAACUAAUAAAGCUUUGCUUGAUUUUUAUUAUCACAAGUCUUAUUAGGACAAGUUCAGGUCAGUUAUCCACUAAAUUCUAUGAUGAAAAGUGUCCCAAAGCCCUUACCACCAUUCGAAAAGCAGUGGAAGAUGCUGUGCACAAGGAGAGUCGCAUGGGUGCCUCCUUGCUCCGACUCCACUUCCAUGACUGCUUCGUUCAAGGAUGUGAUGCAUCAGUAUUGUUAGACGACACGACAAAUUUCACUGGCGAGAAAAACUCAUUUCCUAAUGCUAACUCCCUUAGGGGUUUUGAGGUCAUAGACAACAUCAAAUCUAAGCUGGAGAGAAUGUGCCAAGGUGUUGUCUCUUGUGCUGACAUCUUAGCCGUUGCUGCUAGAGAUGCUGUAGUUGCUCUUGGUGGACAAAAAUGGGAUGUGCAAUUAGGUAGAAGAGAUUCAACCACAGCAAGUUUAGCUGACGCUAAUUCAGACUUACCAGCUCCCUUUUUGGAUCUUAGUGGCCUCACCACUGCUUUUGCGAAGAAAAAUUUCACUACCCAAGAAUUGGUUACUUUAUCAGGUGCUCAUUCAAUAGGCCUAGUGAGGUGCAUUUACUUCAAAACGAGGAUUUACAACGACAGUGACAUAGAUUCAGCAUAUGCAGAACAAAUGCAAGAACAAUGUCCAUUUGAAGGUGGUGAUGACAAUUUGUCUCCCUUAGAUUCCAAGAGUCCAUUCAAAUUUGACAAUGCUUUCUACAACAACUUGGUGCAAGAAAAGGGUCUGCUACACUCAGACCAACAAUUGUUCACGAACAACGGAUCUGGAGACACAAAUUCUCAAGUUAUUAGAUAUAGCAGAAGCAUGGGGAGUUUUAAGAAGGACUUUGCAGAUGCAAUGUUUAAGAUGAGCAUGUUGACCCCACUUACUGGCUCCGACGGUGAGAUUAGGGAAAAUUAUAGGGUUGUCAAUCCACCAACCCCUAUUUAGUGAUCGUCAAUGUAUAGUGAUUAAUGUUCAUAUUAAUAGGUACGUUACUUAAUUUUAGGGUCUAUUUUUUAAGUAAAGUCUUUGUUUAUUCAAAUUAUGUUCAACCAGUGAGUGACCAGUGAUACCUGUUAAAUUCAUCGUUAAGUGUAAUCUAAUUCAAAUUAUUUUACUAUGAUUUGUAAUGAACACUAUCAUAAAUGAUUUUCUCUUAUAAUUGG